Symphalangus syndactylus (siamang) is the source of this 2192-nucleotide messenger RNA. It is a transcript of the gene PDE9A, whose product is annotated as phosphodiesterase 9A. Gene Ontology annotation, biological process: signal transduction. Lineage: Eukaryota; Metazoa; Chordata; Mammalia; Primates; Hylobatidae. The record is from RefSeq and is a predicted model, not a curated record. Gene Ontology annotation, molecular function: 3',5'-cyclic-nucleotide phosphodiesterase activity.
GAGCGGAGGAGACCCUGCGGCGCGCGGCGGCGGCUCCCGGGCGUCCCGGGCCCGGUGGCGGCGCGGCUCUGGUUGGCUGAGCGCCGCGGGCCGCCCCCGCCCGCCCCCUCCCCUGCUCCCCUCCCCCGCCUCCCGCGGCGGCUGGCGUCGGGAAAGUACAGUAAAAAGUCCAAGUGCAGCCGCCGGGCGCAGGAUGGGAUCCGGCUCAUCCAGCUACCGGCCCAAGGCCAUCUACCUGGACAUCGAUGGACGCAUUCAGAAGGUAAUCUUCAGCAAGUACUGCAACUCCAGCGACAUCAUGGACCUGUUCUGCAUCGCCACCGGCCUGCCUCGGAACACAACCAUCUCCCUGCUGACCACCGACGAUGCCAUGGUCUCCAUCGACCCCACCAUGCCCGCGAAUUCAGAACGCACUCCCUACAAAGUGAGACCUGUGGCCAUCAAGCAACUCUCCGCUGGUGUCGAGGACAAGAGAAACACAAGCCGUGGCCAGUCUGCUGAGAGACCACUGAGGGACACACGGGUUGUGGGCCUGGAGCAGCCCCGGAGGGAAGGAGCAUUUCAAAGUGGACAGGUAGAGCCCAGGCCCAGAGAGCCCCAGGGCUGCUGCCAGGAAGGCCAGCGCAUCCCUCCAGAGAGAGAAGAAUUAAUCCAGAGCGUGCUGGCGCAGGUUGCAGAGCAGUUCUCAAGAGCAUUCAAAAUCAAUGAACUGAAAGCUGAAGUUGCAAAUCACUUGGCUGUGCUAGAGAAACGCGUGGAAUUGGAAGGACUAAAAGUGGUGGAGAUUGAGAAAUGCAAGAGUGACAUUAAGAAGAUGAGGGAGGAGCUGGCGGCCAGAAGCAGCAGGACCAACUGCCCCUGUAAGUACAGUUUUUUGGAUAACCACAAGAAGUUGACUCCUCGACGCGAUGUUCCCACUUACCCCAAGUACCUGCUCUCUCCAGAGACCGUCGAGGCCCUGCGGAAGCCGACCUUUGACGUCUGGCUUUGGGAGCCCAACGAGAUGCUGAGCUGCCUGGAGCACAUGUACCAUGACCUCGGGCUGGUCAGGGACUUCAGCAUCAACCCCGUCACCCUCAGGAGGUGGCUGCUCUGCGUCCACGACAACUACAGAAACAACCCCUUCCACAACUUCCGGCACUGCUUCUGCGUGGCCCAGAUGAUGUACAGCAUGGUCUGGCUCUGCAGUCUCCAGGAGAAGUUCUCACAAACAGAUAUCCUGAUCCUAAUGACAGCGGCCAUCUGCCACGACCUGGACCAUCCCGGCUACAACAACACGUACCAGAUCAACGCCCGCACAGAGCUGGCGGUCCGCUACAAUGACAUCUCACCGCUGGAGAACCACCACUGCGCCGUGGCCUUCCAGAUCCUCGCCAAGCCCGAGUGCAACAUCUUCUCCAACAUCCCAGCUGAUGGGUUCAAGCAGAUCCGACAGGGAAUGAUCACGUUAAUCUUGGCCACUGACAUGGCAAGACAUGCAGAAAUUAUGGAUUCUUUCAAAGAGAAAAUGGAGAAUUUUGACUACAGCAACGAGGAGCACAUGACCCUGCUGAAGAUGAUUUUGAUAAAAUGCUGUGAUAUCUCUAACGAGGUCCGUCCAAUGGAAGUCGCAGAGCCUUGGGUGGACUGUUUAUUAGAGGAAUAUUUUAUGCAGAGCGACCGUGAGAAGUCAGAAGGCCUUCCCGUGGCCCCGUUCAUGGACCGAGACAAAGUGACCAAGGCCACAGCCCAGAUUGGGUUCAUCAAGUUUGUCCUGAUCCCAAUGUUUGAAACAGUGACCAAGCUCUUCCCCAUGGUUGAGGAGAUGAUGCUGCAGCCGCUUUGGGAAUCCCGAGAUCGCUACGAGGAACUGAAGCGGAUAGAUGAUGCCAUGAAAGAGUUACAGAAGAAGACUGACAGCUUGACGCCUGGGGCCACCGAGAAGUCCAGAGAGAGAAGCAGAGAUGUGAAAAACAGUGAAGGAGACUGUGCCUGAGGAAAGCGGGGGUCGUGGCUGCGGUUUCGCACGGGCUGGCCGAGCUGCGCGGGAUCCUUGUGCAGGGAAGAGCUGCCCUGGGCACCUGGCACCACAAGGCCAUGUUUUCUAAGAACCAUUUUGUUCACUGAUACAAAAAAAAAAAAAAGGAAUUCAUGAUGCUGUACAGAAUUUUAUUUUUAAACUGUCUUUUAAAUAAUAUAUUCUUAUACGGAAA